Molecule: messenger RNA, 1338 nt
Organism: Mercurialis annua (annual mercury)
Lineage: Eukaryota; Viridiplantae; Streptophyta; Magnoliopsida; Malpighiales; Euphorbiaceae
Product: alpha-1,4 glucan phosphorylase L isozyme, chloroplastic/amyloplastic-like
Exons: 13
Coding region: 1-1338 (445 amino acids)
Biological process (GO): glycogen catabolic process
Cellular component (GO): cytoplasm
Molecular function (GO): glycogen phosphorylase activity; pyridoxal phosphate binding
Source: RefSeq, a predicted model, not a curated record
AUGGCGGAGAGAAACCGCCAUUUUCAUAGAUUACUGCGACUGGUAGCUCACAUUUCUCUUCAGUUUCGCGUGGGAGUAGUUUUAGCAGCAGUCCAGUCACGUUCUGUUUCGACGUCAUUUUGCGUCAAGAAUGUCAGUGAGGCGACGACUAAAAUCAAAGAUCCACUCGCCGAUGAAGUGCCGAGUAAUGGGAGUCUUACGACUCCAGAUGCGUCGUCCAUUGCGUCAAGUAUCAAAUACCAUGCGGAAUUUACACCGUUCUUUUCUCCUGAGAAAUUUGACCUACCGAAGGCUUACUUUGCUACUGCGCAGAGUGUUCGUGAUGCUCUUAUUAUAAAUUGGAAUGCCACGUAUGAGUACUAUGAGAAGUUGAAUGUAAAGCAAGCUUAUUAUUUGUCUAUGGAAUUUCUCCAGGGUAGAGCAUUGCUUAAUGCAGUUGGUAAUUUGGAGCUGAAUGGUGCUUAUGCUGAGGCUUUGACCAAGCUUGGACACAAUUUAGAAAACGUGGCUCGUCAGGAGCUUUCAGAAGUUGUUGGAAUCAGUAAAAUACGAGUAGUUGCAGAAAAGAAAUCUUAUAUUUCUGAGCCUGAUGCUGCUCUUGGAAAUGGAGGUCUUGGGCGUCUUGCGUCAUGUUUUUUGGACUCUUUGGCUACAUUAAACUAUCCUGCGUGGGGUUAUGGAUUAAGAUACAAGUAUGGCUUAUUUAAACAGCUUAUUACAAAAGAUGGCCAGGAGGAGGUUGCUGAAGAUUGGCUUGAGAUGGGCAAUCCCUGGGAAAUAGUGAGAAAUGAUGUUUCAUAUCCUAUAAAGUUUUAUGGCAAUGUUGUUUCUGGGUCAGAUGGAAAGAAACACUGGACUGGUGGAGAAGACAUAAAGGCUGUAGCAUAUGAUUUCCCAAUACCGGGAUAUAAAACUAAAUCUACUAUUAACCUGCGGCUCUGGUCAACUAAAGCUCCAGUUAAUGAUUUAGACUUGUCUGCUUUCAAUGAUGGGGAGCACACUAAAGCAUAUGAGGCCCUAGCGAAUGCUGAAAAGAUAACUUUGCUCCUUGAUUGUGCACAUUUUAGGUGCUGCAAUCUGUAUCCUGCAUACUUAUUUGCUACACUCUUCCCUGGGGAUGAUUCUUUGGAAGCUUCUCUUCAAGAUAUCAUUGCACGUUUUGAGAGAAGAUCUGGGUCCCUUGUAAAUUGGGAAGAAUUUCCUGAAAAAGUUGCAGUGCAGAUGAAUGAUACUCACCCCACACUCUGCAUCCCAGAGCUCAUGAGAAUUUUGAUGGACUUGAAAGGUUUGAGCUGGAAGGAGGCCUGGAAUAUUACUCAAAGAAUAUUUGCACUGUGA